Aspergillus aculeatus ATCC 16872 is the source of this 1731-nucleotide messenger RNA. Its product is annotated as transcription factor domain-containing protein. The record is from RefSeq and is a predicted model, not a curated record. NCBI's taxonomy places the organism in Eukaryota, Fungi, Ascomycota, Eurotiomycetes, Eurotiales, Aspergillaceae. The coding region runs from base 1 to 1731 and encodes 576 amino acids. Gene Ontology annotation, molecular function: DNA-binding transcription factor activity, RNA polymerase II-specific; zinc ion binding; RNA polymerase II cis-regulatory region sequence-specific DNA binding. Gene Ontology annotation, biological process: DNA-templated transcription; positive regulation of transcription from RNA polymerase II promoter by galactose. Gene Ontology annotation, cellular component: nucleus. The transcript has 4 exons.
AUGAUGGGCGAGGUGGAAGAAGAGCGGCUAGCCCAAGGCUUCUUUGGCAGCUCCAGUGCUGCCAGCUUCAUCCGACAAAUCAGAACCGCUAUUGACCAAAGGGUCCCGUCACCAUAUCGUGGAACAUCCGACUCGAUCCUCGGAGCGGCAUCCUCGUCCGGGCUGAAGUCCUCGCGAACACAGCGUCCGUCUGCAAUUUCUAACUACGUCCUUCCGCCUCGAAAAACGGCAGACAGUCUGAUGGAGGUUUACUGGACCUUUGUCUUUCCUCUUUAUCCCCUCAUCGAUAGUCUGAAUCUACGAGCUGAAUACUCGAGGCUCUGGACUGGAGAGCCUUCUCACUCGGACGAGAAUAUGCUGAUGUGCACUUUCAACGUGAUCUUUGCAUUGGCCUGCCAGCUAGCUGACUUCAUUCCACCCGAAGAGCGGGAGGCGUCGGCAGAUGCAUUUUUCUCUCGCGCCAAAGAUCUUCUUCAAUUCAAUCUGUGGAAUACAGGCUCCGCAGAGCUCAUUCAGUGCUUGCUGCUCAUGGCUCAGUAUCUCCAAAGCACAGACUCCGCUCAUCAGUGCUGGAUCGUCACUGGGUUGGCCAUUCGAAAUGCACAGAGUCUGGGACUACAUCUUCCGCAGACUAGUGCUCGUCUACGUAAUCCUCAGGAGAAGCAGCUGGCCCGGAAGAUCUGGCACGGAUGCGUGUUGAUGGACAGGGUAAUUUCCAUGACUUUCGGUCGCCCCUCCAUGAUAGCUAAAGCGUCCGGUGGCUCCGUGCCGCUACCAGCGACUGUCGACGAAGAAUAUAUACCCUCUGCAGGCACCGACAUAAUUCAACCGGCUGGUCGACCUUCUGUGAUGGCAUUUUAUGCCAAGUCUUUGGAGCUCUACGAAAUUUUAAAUGAUAUUCUUCUCAGCCUCUACAACCCUAAUCCGGAUGAAAGUCCGGAAGAUGUUUACGAUUUUUAUUUCAACAAACAGACCACGGAGGGUGGUCAUACGAUGUUCGAAUUGGACCGAGCGCUCACCAAGUGGUCACGAACCCUACCAGAGCACUUGCGAGGUGACACUUCUCUCGCUUACGGCGACAAAAUGUUCUACCAUCAGAGCGUUGUACUACGAGCACGGUUCCUCCAUGUGCGCAUGCUUCUUUUCCGACCCAUUCUGUCCAAAUACUGUACCUCCCGCGACAUCGGAGUCGCCGAUCCCCUUAUCUGUCUUCAAGAUUCAUUUCCCCAGCGUAUAGCACUCCAGUGCUCUAUUAUCUGCGUCAAAGUCGCACAGGAGGUUAUUGGCCUGAUCCACGGUCACAUUCCCGCCGACGGAUCGGCUGGUCCACUCCCUGCGUGGUGGUAUAACAUUCUCUACGUCUACACAGCUGCCACCGUUCUGAUUGCCGGCCGCCUUUGCCCAGCCAUCCUGGAAGAAGUCACUGAGCCCGCCAUUACCGAAAGCUGGGACCAUGCGCUCGAGAUCCUUCGCAGAUACCACAGCUACAGCACCUCCGCGCGUCGUUGUGUUGCUGCGCUAGAGAUACUGUAUGAGCGCGUUGUGUCGGAGGGCCGUUCGACGGAUCAGGAGCUGCCCUCCCAAGCCGUUCAAACUGGAACUUCCACGUCGAAUGGGUUCGGAGAUGUGUCGCUCGGGGAGGGAUUCAACAGUGGCUUGUUUGAGGGCAUUGAUCUGUUGGACUUUCAGGAUAUGUCGUGGUUGAACAGUGUCCCGAGUAAUCUGUUCUGA